AUGUCGAUUGUUAGCAAAAAUUUGCAAUCAAACUCACUGGUGAUCUACGAUUCGGAAACUAACCGAUUCGAGCUUUUAAGUCUGGAUGGAUACAAUGGAAAAGACGGUUCUGAAACUGGAAACAGGCAGCACAGGCACCAGCAUGGGUCCGGCAGGCCGAGGUUUUCAAGAAGUGGCAAUUUCGAAUUUGUUUGUGCAAAUUGUGGGUAUAUAAACCGAAUUUCGAGCCCAUUUGUGCCCAGAAACAAGAAUCAGGAGCACAGAUCACACAGUCCUUUUUCAAGGCGAGAAAGCAGUAAUCUGCGCGAUUUUGUGCUGUCAUCCGGUGAAAGUCUGUCAGAUGUAGCUUUGAGAUUGGAAGAUGAGAAUGGAAAAAGAAGCUAUGCCGAUGUUGAGCCGGAGAGUCUUGGUGCGAGAAAAAGAAGAAAGAGUAGUGAUGCAGGCACUAAUGGGCAAGGUGACCAGGCUAGGUACAUCACCACAAGUUCUGGAGACCUUUUAAGGGGAGAUUAUUUCAGAUUAUUGGCACAGAUAGACUGGCCAAACAAAGAGUCGUCACGUGGAAUUGUGCAGAAGGCUAUAUCUGAUGCUGAGGCAAAGGAAAGUGAGGAGAAUGAAAAGGUAGGAGGUGAAGAGAAUGAAAAGAUAGAAGGUGAAGAGAGUGAAAAGAUAGAAAGUGUAGAGAGUGAGAAAAGUGAAGAAAAUCAAAAGAGUGAUAACAUUCCAUACCAGCUCAUCAACCAAGGCUACUUCAAGAAAUUCUUUAAAGUUCUGCAGACAUUAGGCCACGGAUCAAACGGCGUGGUUUACAAAGUAGAGCACGAGCUCAUGGGUUUGAAUCUGGGAGUAUUUGCAUUGAAAAAGAUUGCCAUCGGCAACAAUGUGCCAAACUUGCUGAAAAUCCUCAAUGAGGUCCAAUUCUUGUACAAUCUAAGCGACAAGGCAUAUCGGGCAGCAUCAGAGUCCGGAUCGGGUAAUAUUGUCCGGUACAAUCACGUUUGGUUGGAGAUAGACCAACUCACCAAGUUCGGGCCCAAAGUUCCUGUAAUAUUCAUUUUGUAUGAGUACUGUGGGGGCGGAGAUCUCGAGCAGUUUGUCAAUUCGGUUGCCAAUCCUCGGUUUGACAUCAACAGGGAGAAGAUGCGUCGAAGAAUGAGAAGAUUGAGCGAAUCAGAGACUCGUACAGGCGAGAAAAGUGCGAAAAUAUUCGAUGAGGCCAAAUACAGCCAGAAAAAUGCCCGGUUUUUGACCAACUACGAGAUCUUCAAGAUAUUUAACGAUGCAGUAAACGGUGUGGCAUAUCUCCACCGGCUCAAAAUCAUCCACCGCGACUUGAAGCCGUCCAACUGCUUGUUUAAGACCAGUUUCCCACCGGAAUACCGGCCAAUCACGUCCAUUUCCGAGCUCAACAAGAUCCCAACGUUGCUGGUGAGCGAUUUUGGAGAGUCAACCAUGGAAAAUGCGCACAGAACAUCUACAGGAACGACCGGAACGCUUGAGUUUUGUGCUCCCGAGUUAUUCCAGCUGGAUGUACACCAGGGGAAGCACAAACUAAAGGAAUUCACACAUUCCUCCGACGUCUACUCGCUGGGAAUGAUACUAUAUUACCUCUGCUUCAAUAAUCUGCCAUUUCGUUCAUCUUCACCUGCCGGAAUUCGAACAGAGAUCCUCGAGUGCCGCUCCUUUAACACAAUGGACACAAUCCGGCCUCUAUGCGCAUCGAAGAACGACGCCAGAGACGAAAACUGGCUGCUAUCCGACUGGGUUGACCUCAUUCGACGGAUGACAGAUCCAAACAGAGAAAAUAGGCCAAGUGCUCCCGAAAUAGUGGCUGCAAUGAGGCUCAUCUACCAGAAACUUGCCGGAGAUGAUGCUGUGCUGUCUUUUAUGAGUGGUGAGGACGACCAUGGCAGCAUAAACAGUGUGAAAGACGAGAAAAUCGAAAGAGACGAGGAUGGCCAAUUCAAUCGCGACAGCGAGCGUGUCGCAAACAGUGGGUCAGCCGCUGGAAAUGCCGCCGGAAACGGCGACCUGGAGAUCGUCGCAUUGAUCAACGAUAGAAAAAGCGGGCAGCCGGAAAAGUGGCAUUUGCAGUUUUGCAUCCUGCUCGUACUAACGGUUGCCAACCUCUGGUUGUGGCGCAGCUGGCGGUAUCUGGUAAAUGCCGAAUACUUGGCACUUGGACUUAUUACUUGA
Messenger RNA from Brettanomyces bruxellensis, 2196 nucleotides. RefSeq lists its product as uncharacterized. The record is from RefSeq and is a predicted model, not a curated record. Gene Ontology annotation, biological process: protein phosphorylation. NCBI's taxonomy places the organism in Eukaryota, Fungi, Ascomycota, Pichiomycetes, Pichiales, Pichiaceae. Gene Ontology annotation, molecular function: protein kinase activity; ATP binding. The transcript has 3 exons. Bases 1 to 2196 code for a protein of 731 amino acids.